Messenger RNA from Amborella trichopoda, 510 nucleotides. RefSeq names its product CASP-like protein 4D1. The record is from RefSeq and is a predicted model, not a curated record. NCBI's taxonomy places the organism in Eukaryota, Viridiplantae, Streptophyta, Magnoliopsida, Amborellales, Amborellaceae.
AUGGGGCUUAAGAAGUUCUUCACCCCCCCUACUGUUCUACCUCUCCUAAGGCUCCUUACUUUGAUCCUUGUUGCCAUUGGAACCGUUAUUAUUGCCACCAAUUCAAUUGACAUCGGGUAUUGGAACCUCACAUAUAGAUACUACACUACCUAUAGAUAUGUGUUCACAGUAGGGGUCAUAGUAUGUAUAUACACCGUUAUUCAGUUGCCCUUCGCCACAGUUUAUGCCAUCACCGGAAAGCAGUUACUUCCCGAUGGAUUCACAACCUAUCUGGACUGCAUAUUGGAUACUGUGUCAUGCUUUAUGUUAUCGAUCGCGGCUUUUGUGAACAUGGCGGUUUCUGCAGAGCUUCGGAAAACAUGGGACGAAUCGCCAAAAUUUUCCGAUUUUUUCAAUGUUAUGAAAAUUUCAGCGGGGUUGCUCUUCAUGGGAUUUCUUUGCAUGGUCCUACUGUGUGCUUUCUCAGCUGUAAAACUAGCACGGAGAACUAUGAAUGCCCCACAAGAAUAA